Molecule: messenger RNA, 2158 nt
Organism: Cornus florida
Lineage: Eukaryota; Viridiplantae; Streptophyta; Magnoliopsida; Cornales; Cornaceae
Product: pentatricopeptide repeat-containing protein At2g20710, mitochondrial-like
Exons: 2
Coding region: 155-1690 (511 amino acids)
Cellular component (GO): mitochondrion
Molecular function (GO): protein binding
Source: RefSeq, a predicted model, not a curated record
UUAGACUUACUGGAGUCUGGACUGCUAGUCUAUUAUUCUCUAAACACACACUCACUCUCUCUCCACACCGUACUUUCUCUAAAUUGAAGUUUACCAUAUUGUUGUUGUUCGUCUUCUGAUGAACCUUCGUUAAAAAAAAAAAAAAAAACUUCCGAUGAACCUGGUUCGCUCGAUUGGUUUAUUUAAUUCGAAUAUAUGUCGUCGUUUUAUUUGUUUCCGAGGACUUUUCUGGUACUCAACAACAAAAGACUCUCUGUAUCGUCGGAUUUCUCCAAUCGGAGAUUUUAGGGUUUCGAUCGUGCCGGUGCUCGAUCAGUGGGUCGAAGAAGGAAGGGAAGUAUGGAAAGAAUUGCUUCAAAACAUAAUCAAGGAGCUGAGACGUUAUAGAAGAUUCAACCAUGCUCUUGAGAUAUCUCAGUGGAUGAGUGACAAAAGGUGUCUUGAACUUUCAACCCAUGACGUUGCUGUACGACUGGACUUGAUCUCAAAAGUUCAUGGGAUUAAACAAGCCGAGAAUUAUUUCAAUAACAUUCCAAAAGAAUUAAAAUCAAGUGAGGUUUUUCGUGCUCUUCUAAACUGCUAUGCACAACAGAAAUAUGUGGAGAAAGCAGAGGAUCUCAUGCAGAAGAUGAGAGAAAUGGGAAUGGCUAGGUCGCCAGCAUGCUUCAAUUAUAUGCUGAAUCUCUAUUAUAAGACAGGAAAACAUGAGUUAUUAGAUGGUGUGAUGCAGGAGAUGGAAGAAAAGGGCAUCAAAUUGGACAAAUUUACUUUUUGCACACGGCUGAGUGCAUACGCAGCUGCCUCUGAAACUGAGGGAAUGGACAGGAUCCUUCAGCGAAUGGAAUCUGAUCCUAUGAUUGGUUUGGACUGGAAUGCUUAUGCUGUUGCAGCAAGUGGGUAUAUGAAAGCUGGGCUUGUAGACAAGGCAUUGGCAGUGUUAAAGAAAUCUGAGCGUUUAAUAGCAAAUUCAAAAAAAAAUCAUCUUGCAUUUGAAUUCCUUCUCACACAAUAUGCAGCAACAGGGAAUAAAGAUGAAGUGCUACGGCUUUGGGAACUCUACAAGAAAACAGAAAAGAUAUACAACAAGGGCUAUAUGAGCAUGAUAAGCUCACUACUGAAAUUUGAUGACUUAGAAGGUGCUAAGAAGAUUUUUGAAGAGUGGGAAUCCAGUGAAUUAAAUUAUGAUUUCAAGGUUCCGAACUUUUUGAUUAGUUUUUAUUGCAGAAAGGGUCUUAUGGAGAAAGCUGAAGAUCUCAUAAAUAGAGCAAAAUCAAAAGGGGGAAAGCCUAUCAUGAAUACAUGGUAUUUCUUGGCUACAGGUUAUGUGGCUAAAAAGCAGAUUCCAAAGGCUUUAGAAGCUAUGAAGCAAGCAAUCUCGAUGUGUUUACCAGGAUGGAAGCCAAACAAGGACACUUCAGCUGCCUGUCUGGCAUACUUGAAAGAGACAGGCAAUGUUGAGGAAGCAGAGGAAUUUAUAAAGUCACUCCAAGCUAAGGCCGUUGUCUCUACUGAAAUCCACGACAGAUUGCUUAACUAUAUUAAAAAUGGGAAAUCAAAUUCAGAUGUACCUCGUUUAGUGGAAGGGGAUUCUUUUGUUGGGGAUGGAGAAACACAUGAAAAUUCAACAUUGGAGCGUGUGGAUGAUUUGGCUGGGGCCAAAGAAAUACAUGGGAUUUCAGAGCUGAAAUAGAAUUGUUGCAAUUACAAACCAAGCAGGUGAAUCGUGCCAGUAACGUGAACAAAUCACUAGCAAUUUUUGGAAGUAAAUGCGAUUCAACCCUGGGAAUAGUAGUGGCAAUUCCCAUGGGUAUUUCAUGGAUGUUGGUAAAUCCUACUAUUUCCGUUUCAUUUAUUUGACAAGUAUUAUGGAACUAUUUGAGAGUAGCAGAACUCACACUUGCUUAUCACAUUCACGUCUCUCUCUUCAUCCUUGCAAGGGAAAUAUGAGAGGGAUUGAGGAGGCUGUAAGCUUCUGAAGAAUGUAGACCAGUCACAGCUAUAAACAUCCAAUUUCAUCUACAAUGUCUGCAAUGCAUUCUUCUUUUUGUACUUGGUGUUUUUUAGUUCUGCUUUUUGUAAUUAGCAGCACCUUCUGUUUGUUCAACAAUGAAGGAAAGUUACCUGAACAAUAUAUGGGAUUUGUCCGUGUUUGUAGGCA